Messenger RNA from Aspergillus steynii IBT 23096, 1689 nucleotides. RefSeq lists its product as uncharacterized. The coding region runs from base 1 to 1689 and encodes 562 amino acids. Lineage: Eukaryota; Fungi; Ascomycota; Eurotiomycetes; Eurotiales; Aspergillaceae. The record is from RefSeq and is a predicted model, not a curated record. The transcript has 2 exons.
AUGUCCCCUCAACUCGAAGCCCUCCCCUAUGAAAUUCAGCAGUUCAUCUUGGAAUAUUUGGAUGCAACUCACCCGGCAAGCCUCACUGCUCUGGCCUGCGCCAGUAAGAAUCUUUUCGCCACUGUGAAGCCCUUUUUGUUUCGCACCAUCAGAUUCUCAGUUAAAGACAUAAGGGACUACAACAGAAUUCAGCCGGAUCGUAUAUCCAUAGCAGUGCAAGAGUACUCAAAGUUGCUAAAGCACUAUAACAGCGCGGAGUAUGUCCAAAAUCUCAUUAUUGGCGGCGACAUAAGCGAAUAUGAUUACCGCGAACGCGGACUCAGGUCCCAGAAUGGUGAUUUUGGGCCUUAUCACUGGAAACAGUCCAAAAUAUCCCACGUGGAUCGUUUAACACUUGCUUCAGCGGAUGGCGAAGUCUGCGACGAGCCAGACCCAGUGCGACACAUGUCCCGUGCUGAUUAUUCUAAGCCUGAUGCCUGCUACAACGACAACCCUGCCUGGAAGCCCCUGGCAGAAUUCAUAAAAAUGCUUCCCGGGUUGAAACACUUGGUCUAUAACUACUUCUCUCAGUUUCCACCAUGCUUGCUCGAGGUACUGCACAAUAAUCUCCCGGGAUGUAAAUUGCAUUUGUAUACUUUUAGUAUGCGAAGUGUUCCAUUACUGGACGACUACGAGACCAAACUCAUCACGUCGCCCUGUCUAACCAGCAUAAGGAUUGUUUGCAAGGUGGAUACGAGACGAGGAACCGACUUUGAGCUAGGCCAUCCGGCUGACCAUGCGAUGCGCCACGCAAUCGUAUUAGCGCCAGCCUUGAACAGGGUACACAUUGAUGUGUGCCGCGGAGGUGGUGCGAGACGCAUUUUUCUUGAACCAAGAAUUAUCCCGACGACAGUAUGUCCUAGUGCGCCGAAGUCUUUGGACGUUCGAAAUUCCCUGCACUCGCUUCGACUUCGUUUUGUUAUUUCGGCGAACCGAGAACUCGUAAAGCGCUGGACAGCACGCAUCGAUUUCUCCAAAUUGAAAGUUCUAGGCCUCACAGGGAAUAUUAAUGCGGAUACAUUGGACUAUAUGGGAUCAAGCUACCAAUUUCCUUCCCUCCGAAGCCUCUUUAUCCGUUAUACGCUCCACGACAGCGCUUGGGUCAGUGGGGAAAGCCUAAAAAGAUUUUUGGACCGCUUACCGCCAUUAUUGUCCUUAACUGUGUCGUUCUCGAGGUCUGGACUGGACGUGGACGGCAUUGCCAAACACCACGGUGCCGCACUACGGAGGCUUACAAUAAACAAUCCUCACUUGAAUGAAUAUGACCUGAAAUGCUUGGCCAAGUACUGUCCUCAUCUGGAAUAUUUGAAAUUGGGCCUGAAACGAACAUGGGGCGAUGCGAAUGAAAUAGCUCUCUACAAGGCUUUGGGGUCUAUCCCACGUCUAGUAGAUCUGGACCUAAGCCUCAACGCACCCGAUCGAAAUCUUCGCGGCACGGAUGCUCCAGAUUUCUCCGAUGACGAUCGCUUUGACAAGUUCCAUAGGAAAUACUGCACCUUACGGAGCGGUUUCAGAGACGAGCACACCGAGUACAUCAAAAACGGCUACGUCCGAGACCAGCUCAUGAAUUGUGCUCUGGACAAGGACCUGGCUUGCGCUAUUUUCCGAGCCAUCUCUGCAGGAAAACCUAAGGAUAUCGGGAGAGAGUGA